AUGGCGUCUGCUGCCGGCGCAGCUAAUAGAGUGCUGAGAGUCACUGGACCGAUACUCCUACCGGCUGUCGCUUAUGGUGUCUACAAAGGGAACGUGAUGGCAAUGCUUCAGUCUUUCUUUACAGGCCCCGGUAGGACGAGUCGUGUUAUAGCUCUAGUAAUCGUACUUGUGAAUUGGAAAAGCCUACCUUUUGCGUGGACUUUCCGCGUUUUCGGCGCCAUGAUAACGCACAUAGGUCUUAGACGCUUUCAUACACACACUCCCGACCAACUCUUCCACCCAAUAAUCACGCCAUCUCAUGUUUCGCUGCUCGAAGUCGAUUAUAAUAUCCACAAGUCUAACUCGACCUACUUCGCCGACCUUGACGUCAGCCGUUCUCAACUAGUCUCCCACUUAUUCGCGCGCGGCUGUCGCGAGCUUGCAAAUAAUACCUCAACACGUCUUGUGAUAGAUCCAUCAGACCCUUCGAAACCGGCCAAGGGCAAAUUCGGCGUUAUGCUCGGUGCUGUGCAAUGCAGCUUCAAGAAGGAGCUACAGCCGUAUCAAAAAUAUGAGAUGUGGUCUCGUGUCCUGAGUUGGGAUCGCAAAUGGCUUUACAUUGUAACGCAUUUUGUUGAGCAUGGUGCCGUCAAACCGCGGUCUUGGGACGAGGGAAGCUUUGGCACGACAAGGAAAGACAAAGGGAAGGUUGAGGAUUGGGAGAAGAAGAUACAUGCUACAGCCAUUAGCAAGUAUGUAUUCAAGAUCGGACGGUUAACAGUACAUCCCGCUAUCCUUAUCGACGCCAGUGGAAUGCUACCAGAGCGGCCUGACGGUUGGGUCACUACAGAGAACGGAAUGGCGCCUCCAUCUCAUCUGAUCACUGGUCAUGCCGUUAGUGAAGCUGAAGCUAAGGAAGGACAUGGCAACUGGGAUUGGAAGCGAACGGAAGAAUUACGUAAGAAAGGUUACGAGUUUGCAGCACAUUUCGCGGCGCUAGAUGGUUUACAAAGCCAAUUUGAUAGCGGUGAAGAUGGGGCUCUUGGUAGAUUUGGCCUCGCAUGA
Messenger RNA from Daldinia childiae, 1044 nucleotides. RefSeq lists its product as uncharacterized. The coding region runs from base 1 to 1044 and encodes 347 amino acids. The record is from RefSeq and is a predicted model, not a curated record. NCBI's taxonomy places the organism in Eukaryota, Fungi, Ascomycota, Sordariomycetes, Xylariales, Hypoxylaceae. The transcript has 2 exons.